Messenger RNA from Panonychus citri (citrus red mite), 1567 nucleotides. It is a transcript of the gene CSN3, whose product is annotated as COP9 signalosome complex subunit 3-like. NCBI's taxonomy places the organism in Eukaryota, Metazoa, Arthropoda, Arachnida, Trombidiformes, Tetranychidae. Gene Ontology annotation, cellular component: COP9 signalosome. Gene Ontology annotation, biological process: ubiquitin-dependent protein catabolic process. The record is from RefSeq and is a predicted model, not a curated record.
AUCAUGUGUUGACUGUUGAUCUUUUGAUUUGAUCAUUUUUUAACCUGAACAUUGGUUUAAUUUUUGUUAAUUAAUUUAUUGUGAUUGAAGUAUUUAAAGGGCAACAAACGUUGAUCAACAAAAUGACAUCUUCAUUAGACCAAUUUGCAACUAGUGUUUGUAAUUUAUCUGCGAACGGUAAUUUCGAUAAAUUAAAUGAAAUAUGUAAUAAGAAUAAGGAUCUUCUAAGUAAAAAUUAUUCCUCUCUGGAUGAUAUUCUGCAAACAUUUGAUUUACAAGAACACUCUCUUGGAGUAUUAAUGAUUUUGGUUUGCAAAUCAGGUCUAGAAGGAGCCAAAGAUAAUGAAUCUUUAUUGAACAUGAUUGAAGACUUCAUCUCUGGCUGUACUGCUGAACAAGUUAGAUCUGCUCUUGAUAAUUAUAACUCAUUGAUUCAUUCUUAUACUAAUUUUCUGGUCCAUAAAAAACAAGCUAUACGAGGAAUUGUUCACCUGCAAAAAGCUAUAACCAAAAUUCAUUCACCAGAAUCAUUAACUUUCAUUCACGCUGAUCUUUGUCAAUUGUGUAUCUUGGCUAAAUGUUUUAAACCAGCGUUAAAGUUUCUAGAUGUUGAGGUUAACAGUAUUGCCAAAGAUAUGGGACAAGCUGAAGUUAAAUACUUUCUACUUUACUAUUACUAUGGUGGUAUGAUUUAUGCCGCUCUCAAGAAUUGGGACAGAUCGUUAUACUUUUUUGAAGUUUGUCUCACAACUCCAGCCAUGGCUGUUAGUAUGAUCAUGAUGGAAGCUUAUAAAAAAUAUGUCCUCGUAUCACUUAUACUGGAUGGUAAAUUUCCCAAUCUUCCAAAAUAUACUUCAAGCAUCGUUGUCCGAUUUAGUAAAACUUUGAGUGUCCCUUAUAAAAGUGUAGCAAAUGCUUACGUUUCUCACGAUUCAAAUGAACUUUCAAAUGUCAUUCAAAAGUAUUUUUCAUCUUUCACCACAGAUAACAAUAUGGGAUUAGUUAAACAAUUUGGUGCCUUGCAUAAGAAAAACAUUCAACGGCUUACGAAAACCUUUUUAACCCUUUCUCUCAUUGAUAUGGCUGAUCGAGUUCAACUUUCUAGUGCCAAAGAGGCUGAAUUUUAUGUACUCAAAAUGAUUGAAGAUGGAGAAAUAUUUGCCUCUAUCAAUCAAAAGGAUGGUAUGGUUGUUUUCUUGGAUAAUCCUGAAAAGUUCAACACAGCAAAAGUUUUCCGAAAACUUGAAGAAGAGAUGAAAACUUGUAUUGCAUUGGAUGAAAAUCUUCGUAAAAUGAACCAUGAGAUUGCAAUUAAUCCAAAAUAUCUACAUAAAAUUCGAGUUGAACCCGAAUAAGCUAAUAUAUCAAUAUCAAUAUUCCAAUUAUCAAUCAACAUCAUAAUUAAUCUUUAUAUUCGUCAAAUUAAAUUGUAAUAAAUGAAUGGCUUUUCCUUAUGCUAUCUCUCAAAACACAAACAAUACAAACAAAUUCUCAUCGAAUUUAAAAAUUUUUCCAUUUAUUCUAAACAAAAUCAACCUCAAAUAUAACCUGAAAUUUAAAAUUUUUC